Acanthosepion pharaonis is the source of this 1386-nucleotide messenger RNA. NCBI's taxonomy places the organism in Eukaryota, Metazoa, Mollusca, Cephalopoda, Sepiida, Sepiidae. The record is from the annotation of a GenBank genome assembly.
AUGAUAGAGGCUAGUGUUGAUCGUACAGAUCUAGAUCUGUUUUCCUUUCCUCUUUUUCUUCUCUUUCUUCUUCCUCUUUUUCAUUUAUUCUUUUUUUUUUUCUUUUUAUUCAUCCUCCACUUCUUUUUCCUUUUUUUCUGCGUUUUCUUCCCUUCGUCCUCUUUUUCAACGUCAUCAUCAUCAUCAUCAUCAUCAUCAUCAUCAUCAUUUUUCUUCUUUUUCUGCAUCUUCUUCUUUUUCUUCUUCAAUAUCCGCUUCUUCAUCCUCUCUUGUUCUCUUUCUUGUUGUUGUUGUUGUUGUUGUUGUUGUUCUUCUUCUUCUUCUUCUUCUUCUUCUUUGUCUGCACCUGAUGGAUUUCUUUCCUGUUUUUUUUUUCUUCUUUGCUGUUGUUUUCAUUGUGGUCAUUUCUCUUUAUUCUCUGAUUUUAAUCUGAUAUCUUUUUAUUCUUCACCAUCAACUAUUUUUUGCUUGUUCGUUGAUUCUUUCUUUCUUUCUUUCUUUCUUUCUUUCUUUCUUUCUUUCUUUCCAUCUUUCUUUCUUUCUUUCUUUCCAUCUUUUUCUUUCCAUCUUUUUUUUUUCUUUCUUUCUUUCUUUUCUUUUUCUUUUCUUUCUUUCUUUCCAUCUUUCUUUCUUUCUUUCUUUCUUUCUUUUCCAUCUUUCUUUCUUUUCUUUCUUUCUUUCUUUCUUUCUUUUUUCUUUCUUUCUUUCUUUCUUUCUUUCUUUCUUUCCUUUCUUUCUUUUUUCUUUUUUCUUUCUUUUCCAUCUUUCUUUUCUUUCUUUCUUUCUUUCUUUCUUUCUUUCAUCUUUUCUUUUCCAUCUUUCUUUUUUUCUUUUCUUUUUUCUUUCUUUCCAUCUUUUUUCUUUCCUUCUUUCUUUCUUUCCAUAUUUCUUUUCUUUCUUUUUCUUUCUUUUCUUUCCAUCUUUUUUCUUUUCUUUCUUUCUUUCUUUCUUUCUUUUUUUUUCUUUCUUUCUUUUUCUUUCUUUCUUUCUUUCUUUCUUCUUUCUUUCUUUCUUUCUUUCUUUUUCUUUUUUCUUUCUUUUCUUAAAAACAAGUUUGAAAUUGUUUCCUCUUUCUUUCUUUCUUUCUUUCUUUCUUUCUUUCUUUCUUUAUUUCUUUGGCUUAUCCUUCUCAUUAUUCUUUCUUUUCUUCUUUCUUUCUUUCUCUAUUUCCUCCUUUCUUUCAAUCGCUUUUUCUCUCUUUCUUUCUUUCUUUCUUUGUUUUUUUCUAAAUUCUUUCUCUCUGUCUCUUUCUUUCUUUCUCUAUUUUUCUCUUUCUUACUUUCUUCUUUCUUUAUUUAUUACUUGCUUUCUUACAUUCAUUCUUUCUUUCUUUCUUUCUUUCUUUCUUUCUUUCCCUCUCUUCUUUAUUUGGAUUUAUUUUUAUAA